AUGUUUGAGGGCAGAGCGAACGAGGUUGAGCUUGGAUGUCAACAUACUGUAAAGUCCCAUGGGGCAACAGUUGCAAGGACUCACAAGCACGACUGGCUUAUGUUGCUUCUUCUUGCUGUAAUAGAGGUCAUUUUAUAUAUCAUUCACCCUUUCUAUCGUUUCGUUGGGGAGGACAUGAUGACAGAUCUCAAAUAUCCCAUGAAAGAUAACACCGUUCCUGUGUGGGCUGUUCCUCUGUAUGCAGUUCUGUUGCCUAUAGCAAUCUUUGUCCUCUUCUAUCUGCGUAGGGCAGAUGUAUAUGAUCUGCACCACAGUAUACUAGGACUCUUAUUUGCAGUACUAAUAACUGGGGUCCUAACAGAUGCGAUAAAAAAUGCAGUUGGCCGACCUCGGCCUGAUUUUUUCUGGCGUUGCUUUCCUGAUGGGAAAGAUUUAUAUGAUCGUUGGGGCAAUGUGAUCUGUCAUGGUAAAGACAGUGAUAUUAAGGAAGGACAUAAGAGUUUCCCAAGUGGUCAUACGUCAUGGUCAUUCGCAGGUCUUGGAUUUUUGUCAUUGUACUUAUCCGGUAAAAUUAAAGUGUUUGAUCAGAGGGGUCAUGUGGCAAAACUAUGUAUUGUUUUUCUUCCUAUCCUUGCUGCAUGUCUCGUUGGUAUUUCUCGUGUGGAUGACUACUGGCAUCACUGGCAAGAUGUAUUUGCCGGAGGUCUCUUAGGUCUUGUCGUUGCUACAUUUUGCUAUCUACAGUUUUUCCCACCUCCAUAUCACACAGAAGGAUGGGGUCCUUAUGCCUAUUUCCGAGCGCAGGAGGAACCAGGUUCCAACCCACAAACAGUCCAACCCGUGAAUGGGAUUAGCAUGCAACAAGUAAAUCAGCAAUCUAUGCCGAACAACACUGCAGAAAAUCGCAAUUUGAACGAUGACAUGGAGUCUGGCACAAGGUAG
Fraxinus pennsylvanica is the source of this 942-nucleotide messenger RNA. The record is from the annotation of a GenBank genome assembly. Lineage: Eukaryota; Viridiplantae; Streptophyta; Magnoliopsida; Lamiales; Oleaceae.